Messenger RNA from Trichogramma pretiosum, 1641 nucleotides. RefSeq names its product transcription termination factor 3, mitochondrial (gene mTerf3). The coding region runs from base 89 to 1567 and encodes 492 amino acids. The transcript has 2 exons. Gene Ontology annotation, molecular function: double-stranded DNA binding. The record is from RefSeq and is a predicted model, not a curated record. Gene Ontology annotation, cellular component: mitochondrion. Lineage: Eukaryota; Metazoa; Arthropoda; Insecta; Hymenoptera; Trichogrammatidae. Gene Ontology annotation, biological process: mitochondrial ribosome assembly; regulation of DNA-templated transcription.
AUUUGUUGUUGUGCGACUACAUGAGUAUCACAGUUGGGUUCGAGGUUAGCUUUGAUUAAACGUUCGAAAACGAUACAAAUGCAAUAAAAUGAAUUUUUCGAGAUGUGUCAGUUUGUUGAAAUUCGCGCAACGUCCUGUGCCAAAUGCGAAUGUCACACAGUCAUAUAGAUUAAGAUUUUUUUCUAAAAAAGUUCUGUUUACGUCGAAUUCACCACAAGUUAAAGUUCAAUCAAAUCCCGAUGAAUUUUUACCCGAGGAUUUGGAUGAUGGUUACGAAGAAGAAGUAGAAAAGGUUGAAAGACAAGUGAGAAAGAAAUAUGUCGUGCCUAAGAAAAAUUUUAGAAUUGACGAUGAUCCUAAGUAUCAGCGAGAUUCUAUUUUCAACACCAUUACAAGCUACGAUGGUGUAGCCGGUAAUGAAAAAAAUCAUUUCCAAGCUAGUCGUGAAAGAGAAGAAAGAUUGUACAAUAUUCUUGAGUCUCAAAGAAAUCAAACUCAAAGCAAAAAUAGUUUGUCUACAGAAGAAACUUCUGAAAAUGACAUUAAAGUUACAGAAUCAGAAGAUUCAGGAUUUCAAAGAUCUAAAACACUUGAAACUGUUGAUGGUAAAAUCAGUUUUGAUUUAGGGGUGGAUGAAUUUCACAAAGGAGAAUUUUUGAAAGAAUUUAAAAUGUCAUUACCCAAACCAUUGGAUGAGUGCCAGGAAGAUUUAUCAUCUGUUGGCCUUAAUCUAGCACCAACAUUUAAUUUUGCAGCGUAUGCAGAUCAUUCAGAGUUGAUACAACAGUAUGUACAUUUGGGUGUUGAUUUACAUAAAAUGGAAAAAAAUCAGGAUCACAUGAGAGCUUUACUUACUGUGGAUUACAAAAAAGAAUUACCAAUGUAUAUACAGUUUUUACACGAUUGUGGUGUACCAGCUGAUGAAUUGGGAGAGGUGAUAACAAAAGCUCCUUUAAUCUUAACUGAGGAUUUAGAUGAUAUGAAAGUAAGGAUUAGAUAUUUAGUGGCUCAUGAUUUCAACAAAGACAGCAUAGCACGAAUUAUUACCAAAAAUCCAGGUUGGCUUUUGUGGGCGACCAAAAAAAUUGAUGAAAGACUGGGACAUUUUCAAAAUGAAUUCAAACUAGCUAGUGCAGAAGUAAGAUAUUUGGCAACAAAAGCACCAAAAUUAAUUACUUUUAAUUUCAAACAUAUUCAUGAAAAUACAUUCGCUGUGAGAGAACAAAUGGGUUUCAAUAAAGCAGAACAAAAAGUUCUUUUACUUGUGAAGCCUCAAUUAUGGACACUAUCUCGAAAAAAAAUUAUGGAUUCAUUUCAUUAUCUUCAUAAUACUAUGAAGUUAUCACACACAAUGAUGGCAACACAAUCAGAUGUACUCAUCACAAGAAAAGUUCGUUUGCAAAAUCGACAUGAAUUUUUGGUAGAGUUAAAGAAAGCUCAGUACGAUCCAAAAUCGCAAGGGUACGUUGCUCCAAGAAGAGUUGCUGUUGGUUCAGAUGCAGAGUUUUGCUCUGAAGUCGCAAAAGUAUCUAUAGACACAUAUAAUUUGUUUUUAAAAACACGUUGAAUAUUGUAUAAUCUUUAUUAUGUGUAUAAAUAGACUUUAUUGUACAGUUUUUGAAAAAACAUGACUUUUUCUUU